AUGGCAUCGCCUGCACAUGAAAAAUAUGCUUUCGUUACAGGCGGAGGCUCUGGCAUCAACCUAUGCUUUGUUCGCGUACUGCUCGAGAAUAGAUGCUCGGUUCUCAUAGCAGAUCUUAAGCUUCGAUCCGAAGCCCAACAACUCAUGGAACAACACCCAUUUACGGGCGACAAUGACAAAGCUGGAGUACUAUUCCAAGAGACGGACGUUGCAUCCUGGCCUCAGCUGACAACUGCAUGGAGAAUAGCCUUGGAGAAGUUUUCCAGGGUUGAUAUCGUCGUCGCCGGAGCGGGAAUAUUUGAACCUCAAUGGUCUUCGUUCUGGGAAGCUCCGAAGACGGAGAGUAACCAAGACAGUGUUUCUCGGGAUGAUGCUGAUGCUGAUCCCGGACACUAUGCUGUUCUGGACGUGAACUUGGUGUCUCCCAUUCGGCUCAGUCAACUUGCUAUUGGAUACUGGACAAAUACAAAGCACAAGGGAUGUCUCAUACAUGUCGGCAGCAUAGCCGGAUAUGCAGCGGCCAUCACAACGCCUUUGUACUUUGCCAGUAAGCACGGCUUGCACGGGUUUGUGAGAUCGCUAGGAGGACUUCGGGAUGAACUUGGCAUCCGCGUUGGAUGUGUAGCUCCGGGAGCUGCAGCGACUCCUAUAUGGAGCGAAGACCCAACCAAAGCCAUCAUGCUAGAAGAGGAUACAGUGCUCAUCAGUCCCGAGGAAGUGGCACAAGGCAUGUGGAGACUUGUUGUUGACCCGGAACUUGGCAACGGUACCAUCCUUGAAGUGACAAAGGGUGCAACAAGAGUUGUACCUCUCUAUAAUGUACCAGCUCCUACUGGAGAAGGCAUCAUGGUACCCGGCUACGCAGCUUCCACCGCACAGAUAUAUCAGAAGCUCAGAGAUGGCGGUUUGAAUGUAUAA
This is a messenger RNA of Fusarium venenatum, 918 nucleotides long. RefSeq lists its product as uncharacterized. The record is from RefSeq and is a predicted model, not a curated record. Lineage: Eukaryota; Fungi; Ascomycota; Sordariomycetes; Hypocreales; Nectriaceae. Gene Ontology annotation, cellular component: cytoplasm. Gene Ontology annotation, molecular function: oxidoreductase activity, acting on the CH-OH group of donors, NAD or NADP as acceptor.